AUGUUAUUUUUUUUUUUUAAAAUUCUUAUGUUUACCUUUUUAGUUUGGAUAUGUCUUAUUAUCCAUGAUGUGAGUGUCUUUAACAAAUCCGUGUAUGAGAACUACAAAUUUGAUAGAAAAUUAUAUGAAAAAUCUUGUCGAUUGCUUGCAAAAAAUAAACAGAAAAAAUGUACAUAUAUUAAGUGGAUAAAGGAGGAAAUACCGAAUAAAAUAGAGUGCAAAAAAAAAAAUUUAUAUAAUAAUAAAAAAGAAGCCAUAAAUAAAAAUAAACAGUCCAAAGAAUAUUCAUUAAAAAAUGCAGGGUUCCAUGAACAAUAUAGAAUAGAUAAAAAUGUUGUACGUACAGGUGGAAAUUUAUGUUUCAAAAAAAGUAAUUUCGAUAAGAUAUAUUAUAAAAAUAAAGUUAGGGAUACUGCAAAUGCUGAUUUUAAAUAUUUAAGAAAAUGUAUGAAAAAAAAAGUACUUGAUAUUUGUACUUUAUCUGGCUUCUAUAUACUACUUGGAAUAUUACUGCUUGUUUUAGGAAAAUGUAAAUAUAUAAGAAAUAUAAUAGUACUUAAAAAGUUAAAUUUAUUAACAGUAUUAUUAGUGAUAUUCAUGUUUGUAGUUAUUCUAAGUAUGUUUUAUUUUUACAGAAAAUUUCAAAAAUAUGAGAAGUUAACAUGUGUAAAAAGUGACAUAUAUAAUACGGCAUAUCCUUCUUUACGUUAA
Molecule: messenger RNA, 711 nt
Organism: Plasmodium malariae
Lineage: Eukaryota; Apicomplexa; Aconoidasida; Haemosporida; Plasmodiidae
Product: Plasmodium exported protein, unknown function
Exons: 2
Coding region: 1-711 (236 amino acids)
Source: RefSeq, a predicted model, not a curated record